Molecule: messenger RNA, 441 nt
Organism: Quercus lobata
Lineage: Eukaryota; Viridiplantae; Streptophyta; Magnoliopsida; Fagales; Fagaceae
Exons: 1
Coding region: 1-441 (146 amino acids)
Source: RefSeq, a predicted model, not a curated record
AUGUCUCUAGCUGUUGCUGCAAAGCAAACUGGUGGACUACUUAUUUGUAUUGGUCAUGAAGAUCUUAUAGAAAAAAGCAAAGGGUUGUUUAUGAAAAAUAGCCUCGAAAACGUGAUCAAAUUUAUCUAUGGAAAUCCUUGCGAAGUGAUCAAGCAGUACAAAAAUAUUGAUUUUGCAGUUAUUGAUUGCAAAUUUCAAGAUUACUUGAAAAUAUUCAAGACCAUAAACCUUAACCCAAUUGGGUCUACAAUGGUUGUGAAUAAUUUUCACCAUAGGAAAGAUGGGAUAUCAUUUGCUGAAGUUGUUGAGGGAAAGAAUUUUGGAGUUAAAUCUGUUACUCUUCCUAUAGGAGAAGGAAUGCAUUUCACAAGAAUUGGAUCAACUAGUAAGCGAGAGAUCAACAGGAGAUACAAGAGAUUUCAUGUAACCUAUGAGAACUGA